Aspergillus campestris IBT 28561 is the source of this 1629-nucleotide messenger RNA. RefSeq lists its product as uncharacterized. The record is from RefSeq and is a predicted model, not a curated record. The transcript is spliced from 2 exons. The coding region runs from base 322 to 1419 and encodes 365 amino acids. Lineage: Eukaryota; Fungi; Ascomycota; Eurotiomycetes; Eurotiales; Aspergillaceae.
CUUGAAGGCUGUGUUGAUUCCUUUGUCAAGUCCCUUGAGAUUCCCCAGGAUUCUUCCCCACCUAGUCAGGAAAGAACUUGGACUUUGGCAGUGGGCUUUCCAUGUCACCCAGAGUCUUUCUUUGAUUGUCAACUUUAGUGUCCUGUUAUUCUGAUCUGGUUUCCUGGGCCUUUCUGUUCUGACUCGGGAUAUAAGAAGGGGUCGAGGCACCUUCUUGGAUGUUGUGGUCCCACUCACUCACAAAAUCUCUCUGUGCUCUAGAAAGUGAUCUCUAUUUGUUAAACUGACAAGAGCAUUUGAUCCAUUCCCAAACUCCCCAUUAUGUCCGACUUCAAGUACACGGGGUAUAUCCCGGACCGCGAGUUGAUUGUCGAAAUCGACAAGAUUCUUCGUGCGGCUGGAAUUCCGAGUGUCCUCUGGUACACCGGUGCGAUGGACAUAUAUGGUGUUCCUACGUAUGAACCGGUCUUUGACUUCGUCAUUCCCGAUCAUCAGAUGGACGCGGCGGUCCAGACUCUGAAAGACGCGGGCUUCUCCGAUGGCGACGGUAAAGACAUCGUUGGCACUUGCUAUUGGCAGUGUAGGAGGAAGAAAGAGGACAUCCAAACUACAGCCCCCUGGCCCUGCCACUGGUUCCACUUGCACACGGCCCCGUGGACGCCGGACAAAACACUCUCUGAAGACAAAUACAAUAGCAUGCUACUGAGUCAUGACCAUGCUGACCUCUGCCUACAUCGAAAGUCAGAGACCUUCUGGGCACUCCCAGAUCCGAGUCUCGAAGACCCGGCGCCAGACGACCCUAAUUACAUGCUGGCAACCGACCCCCGGGUUCCCGUCUGGGGAUAUCCCGUUCUCACCGGUGGCCGCUAUACCGUACCCGGCUGCCGAGUCCAAAUCCCGACCCCCUCCCGUUGCACGGAGUCCCUGAUUCUCGACAAGGUGCGGAAACUUGAAAUGGUGGACCAUGGUUUUUGGUGGGAACGUCACUUGAUGUAUAUGAAACAGUAUGUGUACAAGAAGACAAUUGAUGAGGGUUUUCUCAGCCCUGCUACGUUGGAUCCGUCGCUUGGAAAGAUUUGGAAGGCAUACCUGAAAAGCCAUGCCCCUGUGAAGGAGUUUCACCGCAAGUACUUUACCCCCUUGCCGGAGGCUCUGAUUAGGAAGGGUACGCUUCCGGAUACUGCGGUUCCAUGGGUGAUGACAGCCGACGAAGAGUUGGUCUUGAUAUACGCAAGGGCUGCUGAGGAUAGGGCUAUUCGUGAAAGGCGCGCUGCUGAAAAAAACUGCCGCGGGAACAGAUACCGCUGGAACGGAUGCCACUGGAACGGAUGCCACUGGAACGGAUGCCACUGGAACGGAUGCCCGCUGACAUGGCUUCUGCUGAAAGGUUUGCUGCUGCACUCUUCAAUCAAAUUAUAGGGGUGUCUCCCUGGAGAAUGCCGUUUCUAGCAAACAAAGGAGCUCGUAUACGUCUAGCUUCUAGGAAGGAAGAAUGCGAGAUAGGCACGGUUCCUGCCUAUCGUUUUAUUGCUGCUGUUCUCGUCGGCCUGCUAUGUUGUUUACUUUUGCUUCGUCUCUGCUCCAUGGAUUCACGAAUCUUCUCUUUUUGUUGAUGUACCUAGAUCGCUC